CCUCUCUGUGCUCAUAGCCACCUGGCCAAGACGUUGGGCUACCUGGAGUUGGGACCAGGGGGGCUCCUCAAGCACAGCCCCUAUGGUGCCCUGAAGCCGCCCCCGGUGCUGCUGCCCGCAGAGCCCCCCCGCAGUCCCUGGGAUUGGCAGCAAAAUGGGACGGGCAGCGACCCGCCCAGCAUCGCCCGCCGCAAACCCCCCCUGAAAUCCUCCCGUUCCAAAAAGAUCUUCGGCUGGGGCGACUUCUACGUCAGCAUCCAAACCCUCAAAUUCAGCCUUCUGUUGACGGGUAAAAUUGUGGACCACGUCAAUGGUACCUUCAGCGUCUACUUUCGUCACAACUCCUCCAGUCUCGGCAACGUGUCGGUCAGCAUCGUCCCCCCCAGCAGGGCGGUGGGUUUCGAGGUGCUGCUGCCGGCCCAGCUCCCUCCUCCGCCUUUGCGCCCGGCUCCGGCCCAGCAAAGCACCCUUCCCGAGGGGAGAUCCAAAGCUCUCAACUGCCACGUGGAAUACGAGAAAACGGACCGCGCGAGGCGGAACCGUCCCUGCCUGUACGACCCCAGCAAGGUCUGCUUCACCGAGCACACGCAGAGCCGCGCCGCGUGGCUGUGCGCCAAGCCCUUCAAGGUCAUCUGCAUCUUUGUCUCCUUCCUCAGCAUCGACUACAAGCUGGUGCAGAAGGUCUGCCCCGACUACAACUUCCAGCACGAGCAUCCCUACUUCGGCUGA
Messenger RNA from Centrocercus urophasianus (Greater sage-grouse), 729 nucleotides. RefSeq names its product neurexophilin 4 (gene NXPH4). NCBI's taxonomy places the organism in Eukaryota, Metazoa, Chordata, Aves, Galliformes, Phasianidae. Gene Ontology annotation, molecular function: signaling receptor binding. The record is from RefSeq and is a predicted model, not a curated record. The annotation marks the transcript as partial. The transcript has a single exon.